AUGGAAGAGCUUCCCUCUACCUCUUUUCUCUUAGAAGAUAAUUCACAGAGCUCAUCAGCUACUGGGUCAAAUAGCACUUCCCAGGGGUCUUCAAAAGCCCCAUCUACUACCAACACUUUUUCAAGCACUUCUGAUACAAGAUCUGAUGAAGAAGAUACCAGUCAAGAUGAGGAAUAUUCAUGUUCCUCCAAUGUCUCAUCUUCUACUGAGACCACCUACAGUGAUAUUCUAAACAGCAUGGUGAGUUUGUUGGAGCAGCUCCUUCUGUACAAGUAUAAAAUGAAGCAGCCCAUUAUGAAGGAAGACAUGCUGAAGAUUAUCCACCCAAGAUACCAUGACCGAUUUGCCGAGAUUCUCAAGAGAGCUUCUGAACACAUCGAGGCUGUCUUUGCAGUUGACUUGAAGGAAGUUGACUCAACCAUCCACUCCUAUGACCCUGUCAGCAAACUGAAACUCCCCAACAAUGGGACAGUGUGGGAUGGUAGGGGCUAGCCUAAGACGGGUCUCUUGAUGACAGUCCUGGGUGUGAUCUUUGUGAAGGGCAACUGUGCCGCUGAGGAAGACAUCUGGAGGUUCUUGAAUAUGAUUCGAGUAUAUGCUGGGAGAAAACACUUCAUCUAUGGAGAGCCCAGGAAGCUCAUUACCAAAGACUUAGUGACAAUGAAGUACCUGGAGUACCGCCAGGUUGCCAACAGUGAUUCUCCACGUUACGAGUUCCUGUGGGGCCCAAGAGCCCAUGCUGAAACCAGCAAAAUGAAAGUCUUGGAAUUUUUGGCAAAAGUCAAUGAUAUGGUUCCCAGGGCCUUCUCAUCACAAUAUGAAGAAGCUUUGCGAGAUGAGGAGGAGAGAGCUCGAGCCACAGCCAGGCCUGGUACGACUGUCACUUAGGCACGUUCCAUGGCCACGUCCAACAACUUCUCCCACCUCUACUAA
Cervus elaphus (red deer) is the source of this 933-nucleotide messenger RNA. Its product is annotated as melanoma-associated antigen B5-like. Gene Ontology annotation, cellular component: nucleus. Gene Ontology annotation, biological process: negative regulation of transcription by RNA polymerase II. The record is from RefSeq and is a predicted model, not a curated record. Lineage: Eukaryota; Metazoa; Chordata; Mammalia; Artiodactyla; Cervidae.